GCCCAGGGCGGCGACCAAUCGCGGUGCGCGCCGGGGGUCCCAGCUCCGGGGAUUCGGGACGCCACCCGCGCGCAGUCUCGGGUCGCUGUCGCCCGGGGGCUUUUGCCAGCGGCGCCGGGGGCCUGUGUGCUGGGGCAGCAGGCGCUCCCUUGACCUCGUCCUCUCGUCCUGUGCGGCCGGCCGGGUGAGGCCGGGCCCGCGUAGGGGGCAGGCGGCGGCUGCCUCCGGCGGAGGUGCCUCGCGGCUCCCGGGCGGGCCCGCGCCUCGGCGGCGUGCUCCAUGCAUCCGGAGCCCGCCCCGCCCCCGAGCCGCAGCAGCCCCGAGCUUCCCCCGAGCGGCGGCAGCACCACCAGCGGCAGCCGCCGGAGCCGCCGCCGCAGCGGGGACGGGGAGCCUCCGGGAGCGCCGCCGCCGCCGCCCGCCGUCACCUACCCGGACUGGAUCGGCCAGAGUUACUCCGAGGUGAUGAGUCUCAACGAGCACUCCAUGCAGGCGCUGUCCUGGCGCAAGCUCUAUUUGAGCCGCGCCAAACUCAAAGCCUCCAGCCGGACCUCGGCUCUGCUCUCCGGCUUCGCCAUGGUGGCGAUGGUGGAGGUGCAGCUGGACGCUGACCACGACUACCCGCCAGGGCUGCUCAUCGCCUUCAGUGCCUGCACCACGGUGCUGGUGGCUGUGCACCUGUUCGCACUAAUGAUCAGCACCUGCAUCCUGCCCAACAUCGAGGCGGUGAGCAACGUGCACAACCUCAACUCGGUCAAGGAGUCCCCCCACGAGCGCAUGCACCGCCACAUCGAGCUGGCCUGGGCCUUCUCCACCGUCAUCGGCACACUGCUCUUCCUGGCCGAGGUCGUGCUGCUCUGCUGGGUCAAGUUCUUGCCCCUCAAGAAGCAGCCAGGCCAGCCGAGGCCCACCAGCAAGCCCCCCGCCAGUGGUGCAGCUGCCAACGUCAGCACCAGCGGCAUCACCCCGGGCCAGGCAGCCGCCAUCGCCUCGACCACCAUCAUGGUGCCCUUCGGCCUGAUCUUUAUCGUCUUCGCCGUCCACUUCUACCGCUCACUGGUCAGCCAUAAGACGGACCGACAGUUCCAGGAGCUCAACGAGCUGGCGGAGUUUGCUCGCUUACAGGACCAGCUGGACCACAGAGGGGACCACCCCCUGACGCCCGGCAGCCACUAUGCCUAGGCCCAUGCGGUCUGGGCCCUUCCAAUUCUUUGGCCUUACGCCCUUCCCCAUGACCUUGUCCUGCCCCAGCCUCAUGGACAGCCUGUGCAAGGGGCUGGGCUUCAGCAAGGGGCAGAGCCUGGAGGGAAGAGGCUUUUUCUUUUCUUUUUUUUUUUUUUUUUUUUUUGAGACGGAGUCUCGCUGUGUCGCCCAGGCUGGAGUGCAGUGGCCGGAUCUCAGCUCACUGCAAGCUCCGCCUCCCGGGUUUACGCCCUUCUCCCGCCUCAGCCUCCGGAGUAGCUGGGACUACAGGCGCCCGCCACCGGAAGAGGCUUUUUCUAAGAGAAAUUUCUGCACUUUGAAACUGUCCUCUAAGAGAAUAAGCAUUUCCUGUUCUUCCAGCUCCAGGAAGAGCUGGAGGGGGCCAAAGUGGGGCCACACACUCGCUGUGUCCCCUCUCCUCCCCUGUGCCAGUGCCACCUGGGUGCCUCCUCCUGUCCGUCUCAACCUCCCUCCCGUCCAGCGUUGAGUGUGUACGUGUGUGUGACACAUAAAUAUACUCAUAAGGACACCUCC
Molecule: messenger RNA, 1737 nt
Organism: Piliocolobus tephrosceles (Ugandan red Colobus)
Lineage: Eukaryota; Metazoa; Chordata; Mammalia; Primates; Cercopithecidae
Product: calcium release-activated calcium channel protein 1
Exons: 2
Coding region: 280-1182 (300 amino acids)
Biological process (GO): store-operated calcium entry
Cellular component (GO): membrane
Molecular function (GO): store-operated calcium channel activity
Source: RefSeq, a predicted model, not a curated record